Microtus ochrogaster (prairie vole) is the source of this 525-nucleotide messenger RNA. It is a transcript of the gene Syne1, whose product is annotated as nesprin-1-like. NCBI's taxonomy places the organism in Eukaryota, Metazoa, Chordata, Mammalia, Rodentia, Cricetidae. The record is from RefSeq and is a predicted model, not a curated record. The transcript is spliced from 3 exons. Gene Ontology annotation, cellular component: membrane. The annotation marks the transcript as partial. Gene Ontology annotation, molecular function: protein binding.
UUUAUAGAAGCAGACUUACGGCAGAAACUGGAGCACGCCAAAGAAACCACCGAGGAAGCAAAGGGAACCCUGAAGGAUUUCACGGCUCAGAGUACCCAAGUGGAGAGGUUUGUCAAGGACAUAACAACGUGGCUGAUCAACGUGGAGGAAUCGCUGGCCAGGUGUGCCCAAACUGGGACUUGUGAAGGGCUGAAGAAAGUCAAGGACAUACAAAAAGAACUUCAAAGUCAACAAAAAAACAUCAGCUCCACCCAAGAAAAUCUCAACGGUCUGUGCCGGAAGUACCACUCAGUGGAGUUGGAGAGCCUGGGCAGGGCAAUGACUGGGUUAAUAAAGAAACAUGAAGCCACAAGCCAGCUAUGCUCCCAAACCCAGGCCAGCAUGCAGGAGUCUCUGGAAAAACACUUCAGUGAUUCUAUGCAGGAAUUCCAAGAAUGGUUUUCAGGAGCAAAAACAGCAGCCAGAAACUCUUCUGAUCUAACUGGUGAUAGCCAAGUUCUAGAAGCCAGGCUCCAGGAUCUUCAG